AUUUACAAUGUUUGAAACACUUCUCCUCCAGCGAGCCAACCCCCCGGGGUACAGGUUUUUCUGCGGCAAAUAACGAGAUGUCUCUGCAAAGUGCUACGCUGGAGAUGCUGUUUAACUUUUAUCCUCAGCCCGGAGGGCCAAGGUGUAAAUUUCAGGUCAAAGUUCUGGGACUGGAUCCAGACAACACAAUACUGAAGAGUGCAAAUGGAGAGACCUUGAUUGUACGAUUUCUCACAAAACGGUUCAUUGGAGAUUAUGAACCAAACACAGGAGCUCUAUACUCCAGAUCAAUUAGCAUUGAUGGAGAUCAAAUUUCAUUGCAAGUGCAAGACACUCCAUGUGCUAAUCAGGCAGAUGGAGAUGAUUCUUGCAGUCCAGAUGUUAUAUCCCGUUCACUUCACUGGGCAGAUGGUUUUGUUUUCGUCUUUUCACUUACGGACACAGAAAGCUGGAAGGCUCUCCGUCCACUCCAUCAGCAAAUCAGGAAGAUUUAUCCCAAUACCAGACUUCCAUUCGUGCUAAUAGGAAACAAGGCUGAUUUACCACAUGCACGGCAAGUGGAAACCAAUGAGGGCAUUCAAUUGGUGAAUGAAAUCGGAGGGACUUAUUUUGAAGUUUCUGCCAGAGAAAAUUACAAUGAGGUCUAUGAUGCUUUCCACCAAGUUUGCCAAGAAGUUUGCAAAGUGAUUGGAAACAAUAACGGAGAGAAGAGAAGAGGUCUGCUUUUAGGCAGGCCAAAAUCACCGAAUAUGCAGGAUCUUGGAAGACGGUUAAAACAGGCUCUUUCUUCUAAAGUGAAAUCCACUGCUUCUGUAUAAGACUAGUUUUGAUGAGGUUCCAAGUUCUAAGAUUUUUUUACCUUGCGGAUAAAUAAGAACAAUUCAAAUGACCCCAAUGAGGUAAAUCCUCACAUUUUAAAGAUUAACUCAUGAACAGAAAUUAGUUUGACAUGUUCCAUCUCUAUGUCCACCUUUUUUAAUUAUACAAUUUUACCUUUAAUUGCUGUUAGGUAAAUAAAUUUUGCACCCAGAAUAGGAGCAAUAUUGUUUACGUCUGUUGUGAUAUUUAUGCUACAAUUUGCACUCUAUACAAACUUCUGUGUCACUAAUCUACUGAUUAUGUGAAGUUAAGAUCAUUCACAGCCUGAAACAAUUUAAAAUUGUGCAAAAUUAUACAUUUUCAUUAAAACUAUACAUGGGAUUGACUGAGGCAGAGGAGAGCUCCCUUGAAUGCUUAGACAGAAAAUACAUUGCAAAAUAUGAACUGAACCAUAAGGACUAGAAAGAUGUCUUGUUCUACUCUCAAAUUGCAAUCAAAUGUAUAAUGGGCUAAAGAGCCUCUCUCAGUGCUGCAAAUUUCUGAUUCUUUUUGUAACUGUUUAGCUGAUCUCAGGUGAAGCCAUGAUAAGGUUUCUUCAAGUGUCCUCAGUAGCUCAGUACAAGAACAAGGAAAUAACAGUGAUAUUCGCCACACCUGAUCCUGUUUGAAAUAAAUGGGUGUAUAUCCUGGCCCUGACAGGAUUGUUCUCGGUAUCAGAGAAAUUGCCCAAGGGAAACGGUUUAUUCAUGUUUCAAUUGUGAUCAGCUAAUGUUAUCAAAACAAAAACUAUUUGUAAAAAAUAAAGUUUAAACACUCAA
This is a messenger RNA of Stegostoma tigrinum, 1637 nucleotides long. RefSeq names its product RAS-like, family 11, member A (gene rasl11a). The coding region runs from base 78 to 818 and encodes 246 amino acids. Gene Ontology annotation, molecular function: GTPase activity; GTP binding. The transcript is spliced from 5 exons. Lineage: Eukaryota; Metazoa; Chordata; Chondrichthyes; Orectolobiformes; Stegostomatidae. The record is from RefSeq and is a predicted model, not a curated record.